AAGAAUAUAUUGCAACUUUCAAGGGAUCUGAAUACUUCUGCUACGACUUGUCUCAAAACCCCAUUCAAAGCAGCAGUGAUGAAAUAACUCUGUCCUUUAAAACCCUUCAGAGGAAUGGACUGAUGCUUCACACGGGGAAAUCAGCUGAUUAUGUCAAUCUUGCCCUGAAAAAUGGAGCUGUCUCUCUGGUCAUUAAUUUGGGAUCAGGGGCCUUUGAAGCACUAGUGGAGCCCGUGAAUGGAAAGUUUAAUGAUAAUGCCUGGCAUGAUGUGAAAGUCACCAGGAAUCUGCGUCAGGUGACAAUAUCAGUGGAUGGGAUUCUUACCACAACGGGCUACACACAAGAAGAUUAUACCAUGCUGGGGUCUGAUGACUUUUUCUAUGUUGGAGGCAGUCCCAGCACAGCCGACCUUCCAGGGUCACCUGUCAGUAACAACUUUAUGGGCUGUCUCAAAGAGGUUGUAUAUAAAAAUAAUGAUGUAAGGCUGGAAUUAUCUCGACUUGCCAAGCAAGGAGAUCCAAAGAUGAAGAUUCAUGGAGUGGUGGCGUUUAAAUGUGAGAAUGUUGCGACUCUAGACCCAAUCACCUUCGAAACCCCAGAGUCUUUUAUCUCGUUACCUAAAUGGAAUGCAAAGAAAACAGGCUCCAUAUCAUUUGAUUUCCGCACAACAGAGCCAAACGGCCUCAUCUUAUUCAGCCACGGCAAGCCAAGACAUCAGAAAGACGCCAAACACCCACAGAUGGUAAAGGUGGACUUCUUCGCUAUUGAGAUGCUGGACGGCCAUCUCUACCUCCUCCUGGACAUGGGGUCAGGUACUAUAAAAAUAAAAGCCCUGCAGAAGAAAGUGAAUGAUGGAGAAUGGUACCAUGUGGACUUCCAGAGAGAUGGACGGUCAGGUACCAUUUCUGUCAACACACUGCGCACGCCCUACACCGCUCCUGGCGAGAGUGAGAUUUUGGACCUGGAUGAUGAGCUCUACUUGGGGGGCUUGCCAGAAAAUAAGGCCGGCCUUGUCUUCCCCACUGAGGUGUGGACUGCUCUGCUCAACUAUGGCUACGUGGGCUGCAUCAGGGAUUUGUUCAUUGAUGGCCAAAGCAAAGAUAUCCGGCAAAUGGCUGAAAUUCAAAGUACUGCUGGAGUGAAGCCCUCCUGCUCAAGGGAAACAGCAAAACCGUGCCUUAGCAAUCCUUGCAAAAACAAUGGCAUGUGCAGGGAUGGCUGGAACAGAUAUGUCUGCGAUUGUUCCGGAACAGGCUAUCUUGGCAGGUCUUGUGAGAGAGAGGCAACGGUAUUGAGCUAUGAUGGGAGUAUGUUUAUGAAAAUCCAGCUCCCAGUGGUCAUGCACACGGAGGCCGAGGACGUGUCCUUAAGGUUCCGAUCCCAGCGUGCAUACGGGAUUCUAAUGGCAACCACAUCUAGAGACUCGGCAGACACACUGCGCCUGGAGCUCGAUGCUGGGCGUGUGAAACUGACGGUCAAUCUAGAUUGUAUCAGGAUUAACUGUAAUUCCAGCAAAGGUCCCGAGACCCUUUUUGCUGGCUAUAACCUCAAUGAUAAUGAGUGGCACACAGUGCGUGUGGUCCGGCGAGGAAAAAGUUUAAAGUUAACUGUGGACGACCAACAGGCCAUGACAGGUCAAAUGGCGGGUGACCACACGAGGCUGGAGUUCCAUAACAUAGAGACUGGCAUCAUCACAGAACGGCGGUAUCUUUCUUCUGUCCCCUCCAACUUCAUUGGACACCUGCAGAGCCUGACAUUUAACGGAAUGGCAUAUAUUGACCUGUGUAAAAAUGGCGACAUAGAUUACUGUGAGCUCAAUGCCAGAUUUGGCUUCAGGAACAUCAUAGCAGACCCUGUCACCUUCAAGACCAAAUCGAGCUAUGUUGCCUUAGCUACACUGCAAGCCUACACUUCUAUGCAUCUCUUUUUUCAGUUCAAGACAACAUCCCUAGAUGGACUAAUUCUGUAUAACAGUGGAGAUGGGAAUGAUUUCAUUGUGGUUGAAUUAGUUAAAGGGUACUUACACUACGUGUUUGAUUUGGGAAAUGGUGCUAACCUCAUCAAAGGGAGCUCAAAUAAACCUCUCAAUGACAAUCAGUGGCACAAUGUGAUGAUAUCAAGGGACACCAGCAAUCUCCACACUGUAAAGAUUGACACAAAGAUCACUACGCAGAUCACUGCUGGAGCCAGGAACCUAGACCUCAAGAGUGACUUGUACAUUGGAGGAGUGGCUAAGGAAACGUACAAAUCCUUGCCAAAACUCGUUCACGCGAAGGAAGGUUUCCAAGGCUGCCUGGCAUCCGUUGAUUUAAAUGGACGGCUUCCGGACCUCAUCUCAGAUGCUCUUUUCUGCAAUGGACAGAUCGAGAGAGGAUGUGAAGGGCCCAGCACAACCUGCCAGGAGGACUCGUGUUCCAACCAAGGCGUGUGCCUGCAGCAGUGGGACGGCUUCAGCUGUGACUGCAGCAUGACGUCCUUCAGUGGGCCGCUCUGCAACGACCCUGGGACAACGUACAUCUUUAGCAAAGGUGGUGGACAAAUCACGUAUAAGUGGCCUCCUAAUGACCGGCCCAGUACCCGAGCAGACAGACUGGCCAUAGGGUUCAGCACCGUUCAGAAGGAAGCCGUGCUGGUGCGGGUGGACAGUUCUUCAGGCCUGGGGGACUACCUAGAACUGCACAUACACCAAGGAAAAAUUGGAGUUAAGUUUAAUGUUGGGACAGAUGACAUUGCCAUUGAAGAGUCCAAUGCAAUCAUCAAUGAUGGGAAAUACCACGUAGUUCGUUUCACGAGGAGUGGCGGCAAUGCCACAUUACAGGUGGACAGCUGGCCAGUUAUUGAGCGCUACCCUGCAGGAAACAAUGAUAACGAGCGCCUGGCGAUUGCUAGACAGCGAAUUCCAUAUCGACUUGGUCGAGUAGUUGAUGAAUGGCUACUCGACAAAGGGCGUCAGCUCACAAUCUUCAAUAGCCAAGCAACCAUAAUAAUUGGCGGGAAAGAGCAGGGCCAGCCUUUCCAGGGCCAGCUCUCUGGGCUUUACUACAAUGGCUUGAAAGUUCUGAAUAUGGCAGCCGAAAAUGAUGCCAACAUCGCCAUAGUGGGAAAUGUGAGACUGGUUGGUGAAGUGCCUUCCUCUAUGACAACUGAGUCGACAGCCACUGCCAUGCAGUCAGAGAUGUCCACGUCGAUUAUGGAGACCACCACGACCCUGGCUACUAGCACAGCCAGAAGAGGAAAACCCCCCACGAAAGAACCCAUUAGCCAGACCACGGAUGACAUCCUUGUGGCCUCAGCAGAGUGUCCCAGUGACGAUGAGGACAUUGACCCCUGUGAGCCGAGCUCAGCCAACCCAACCCGAGCAGGAGGGAGAGAGUCAUACCCAGGCUCGGCAGAAGUGAUCCGGGAGUCCAGCAGCACCACGGGCAUGGUCGUUGGGAUAGUAGCCGCUGCCGCCUUGUGCAUCCUCAUCCUCCUCUAUGCCAUGUACAAGUACAGGAACCGGGAUGAAGGCUCAUACCAUGUGGACGAGAGUCGAAACUACAUCAGUAACUCAGCACAGUCUAACGGGGCAGUUGUAAAGGAGAAACAACCCAGCAGUGCGAAAAGCGCCAACAAAAAUAAGAAAAACAAGGAUAAAGAGUAUUACGUCUGAUCCCAAGAUCUUCAGUGGACACCUGUAUAGAAAUAGUCUUCAUUUUAUCUGAGACAUAAUAUAAACUUAUUUACUUUCCUUUUUAUGAAGCACAUACAAAAGAAGACAGGGAAUGCAAUCAGGAAGGAAAGACUUUUUAAAAAAUAAAAACAAGUAUCUUAUGCUCUUGUUUCUCAAAAAAAGAAAAAAAAAAUAAAAACGGGGGCCAAUCAAUUCCCUAACAUUCACAGUGUUUUCAUUUACUCUGCCUGUCUUUAUGUUGCUGGAACAUUCCUGAAAGACAGUGAUGGCCGCACGCAUUCAUAAAGCAAAGGAGUAUUAAACAUCGAGGCACAACACAAAACAACAACACAGAACAGAACACACAAAAAAGAAGCUACCUAUGAUCCUGGAUUUAGCCAAAGUGCUAGUGCUUCCCUGAGAAGUCAGUGAGUCCGAUGGCCGGAGAAGACUGUCCUUUUGGGUGACUCGACCUGCAAACCUUUAAGCGUUUGCAGCCUGGUGCAACUGGAGUGGUGGUUGGAACUUGGAACUUUGAAACAAAGUGCUGGCUUUUUUGAAGACUUGUGUCGUAACACAUUCGAAAAGCCCCUUUCUGGUUGUUAAGAGAGGAAAAGAAAAGUAUGGAGGCCUUAUUUUCAAAAAUGUGAAAUAUAAGGCACAUUUUCACACAAAAAAAUUUCAAAACACAAACAAGAGGGCAUAGAUGCAAUCAUUGGGAAAUUUUCAUGCACGCUUACUAUGUUAUUACAUAUGUUUAUAUAAAAUCCAUCUCUGUGUGCUUUCUGGACUGUGAUAAGUGACGUUUUAUAGCCUGUUGUAUAGAAAAUGCAAAAUAUAUCUCUGCUCUCCAGCCAUUUUUUGGUAAAUUCAAUGUUAUAAGUGUUGCUAAGUAGAGGGAGUUUUAUGACAUCAGAGCAACAAUGAUUUCAGGUUGUUUUUUUUUUUUUUUUUUUGCCACCAUUAUAAAUUGCCACAAUUACUUUAAUUUUUUUUUUAAAAAUUACAGUGUAGUGUUUAUUCUAAGAAAGAUAUGUAUGAAUGUAUAUAAAAAAACUCAGCCUUUUUCUUACAUGUACAGCCUUCAUUCUGUUGCAAUUAAGUUUUAGUAUUUGUAUGAAAGGUGUGAAUUAGAAGGUAAAAUGUAUACAUAUAGUAUAUCUUAUACUAUUUUUGCCCCCAAGUACUCACGUUCCCACAUACUUUCACAUACACACACACACACACACACACAUCCCCACACGAAUCCACCAGAUAUGAUGGAAGACCCAAACAUGCGUAUAGUAGCAAAUAUUUUCUGACCAAUUGAAAAGCAGAAAGGAAGAUAGUUGUGCCAAGGUACUGAUGGCAAAUGAAGGGAUUCACUUCACCGAGAUCUUGCUCCCAGGAAUCCCCAAGAAGAUUUUAGUCGCUAAUGAAAUACAACCUUUUCUAAUCAAAUAGAAUAUCAUCCAGUAUACUGCUGCAUGAAUAUGAACCAUUAUGUGGGCAGGUUAUGGAAGCAAAAUUGGUUAAUCUACACCUUAACUCUGGCUGUUGCAAUUGAAAAGUUUGUUUCUAAUAAAAUAAUAUCUCUAUUCUCUGAACCUGAUGUGCAUGAUCAACAUUUCUGGAAAGUAAACACGUUCUCAACGAGGAAAGUAUUUUCAAUAAUUUCUGAUUCUGUAUUACUACCCACUUAAAACCAUCACUCUCGAUCUGUUGAUCACUGACUAUGUUUUAACAUUAACUAUGGUUUUACAUAUGUAUCAUUAAAUAUAGUUUUAGUUUAACAUAUCAUAUAGUAGAAAACAAUAGAUUAUACACUUGUUUUUGCACACUGUUUCAAUGAUGUCUUAGCAAUAAAUGGUGAGUAGGAGAACGUAAGGCAAAUGAAAUGGAUUGUUAGAUUGCAAAGUGAUGCUUCAGUAGAAGUUGGUUGCGUUACUCCAACAUCCUCUCAAAGAAUGAUAUUAAUUUUCAUGGAAGAGAUGAAUACCUUUACAAUUAGCUUUGACCAACAAAGACAAAACAUCUCUGUGAUAUUUUAGUUGAUGACUACAGUAUCCAGGAAGUGGCCUGGAUUUCAGAUGUACAGCACUUAAGAAGUACAUACAAUUUACAGCAAAUCACCCGUGUCUGGUUGCCAAGGAAUUGUUGUGUAUGAAGACUCUUAAGUUGUUCAUAACCCAGAAAGUAGAAGGUGUAAAACUAAAAGUUGAUAUCCUUUACAUCUGCUUUUGGUUUUUAUCUUGUUUUAAUUUGCCAGGUCAAAGAAUUCACAUGUCUUUUUUCCCCCCUUCUCAUUCAGUCUUACUCAGGGAAAGCCAGUGAGAUAAAAAGGGAAAUUUAAAACCACUAAUUCACGUAUUAAAUUUUUUUUAAUUUGUUGCUUUUCCAUUUGACGUCUUAAACCAGAAUGAGUUUUCAUCUAGAAAGAUUCUAAAAUGUGAUAGAAAAUAAAUCAAACAAUGGUAUUUUCAAGCAGUAUAUCUAUGAAACAUGAUGUUUGCCUUCAAUGUUUCUUCCCAGAAUAAAUUUUAAUAUUACAUGCAAAGAUAUAAUCUUAUAUGCAUGUAUUACCAGUAAAAAUAUUUCUACUGUUAUUGGCCUACACAAAGUCAAGCAGUUUGGUAUUUUUUUUUCCUGAAAAUGGAGAAAGAAAAGAGAGAACCAUGAGUUAGGGAGAGAAAAUGACUUGGAUAAAAUGCCCAUUAUUUUCAAACCAAAUGUAUCGGGAUUCAUGCAGAGUUUGCAGUUAAUAGAGGAUUUCACGCUACCUGGCAUAAACCUGAUUACAUCUCUAGACUGUAACUUUUCUGAUUGAGUAUGCUUCUUUUGUAUCCACAUAAUAUGUUAACUUUUUAAAACAAGACAAAUACUUCAAUAACAUGUGAAGUGGUCAAUUCCUAAGACAUCGGAGAAAGGCCACAGGACCCCACCCUUCUAGUGUUUUGUGUGAUUGGGUAUCUAAGGGGGUUUUCUUUGUUUUUUUGUUUUUGUUUCUGUUUUUCUGUUGCAAGGCCAAUUUAUCCAUUAAUGGAAAUGCUAAGCAAGUGGAAUUUACUGUUUUGUUAAUAAAAUAUUUCUUAAUACAA
Molecule: messenger RNA, 6730 nt
Organism: Otolemur garnettii (small-eared galago)
Lineage: Eukaryota; Metazoa; Chordata; Mammalia; Primates; Galagidae
Gene: NRXN1
Product: neurexin 1
Exons: 17
Coding region: 123-3653 (1176 amino acids)
Source: RefSeq, a predicted model, not a curated record